AUGAGUCGGCAGCUGAACGCCGGAGCCGGAGGUUGCAGCAGGGGCUUCGGCAGCGUCUCUGCGAUUGUUUCCAGUGGGGGCAGAUCCAGCUGCACCUCUCUGAGCCGAGGAAGAAGUAGACACUGUGUCUUUGGCAGCAGAAGUCUCUAUAAUCUAGGCGGGAUUAAAAGCAUUUCCAAUAGCAUGAUUGGUGGAGGCUGGCGGCUCAGCGGUGGCUUUGGUGGUGGCUUUGGCACUAGUGGUGGGGCUGGUGGCUUUGGUGGUGGUGGGUUGUUCGGUGGAGGAAUUGGUGGUGGGAGGAGUAGCCCUGGGUUCCCCAUUUGCCCACCUGGUGGCAUCCAAGAAGUGACCAUCAACCAGAACCUGCUUGUGCCACUCAACCUGGAGAUCGACCCAGAGAUCCAGAAAGUGCGAGUGCAGGAGAGGGAGCAGAUUAAGACCCUCAACAACAAGUUUGCCUCCUUCAUCGACAAGGUCCGAUUCCUGGAGCAACAGAAUAAAGUUCUGGAGACCAAAUGGAACCUGCUGCAGCAGCAGCCCACGACAAAUGCUGGGAACAACCUGGAGCCCGCCUUUGAGGCCUACAUUGGCAGCCUAAGGAAGCAUCUUGAUAGUCUGGUGGGGGAGAGGGGAAGGCAGGACUCAGAACUGAAGAACAUGCAGGAUCUGGUGGAGGACUUGAAGCACAAAUACGAAGAGGAAAUCAACAGGCGCAUGGCAGCGGAGAAUGAGUUUGUGCUGCUGAAGAAGGACUUGGAUGCUGCUUACAUGAAAAAGGUGGAGAUGGAGGCCAAGGUGGCUGCCAUGACAGAUGAGAUCAACUUUCUGAGAGCCCUGUAUGAGACGGAAUUGGCACAAAUACAAAGACAGAUCAGUGACACCAGUGUUAUCUUGUCUAUGGACAACAACCGAGCCCUGGACCUAGAUGGGAUCAUUGCUGAGGUGAAGGCUCACUAUGAAGACAUGGCCAACAGGAGCCGAGCUGAAGCCAACUCCAUGUACCAAGGCAAGUUUCAGGAGCUUCAGGUCACUGCUGGGAAACACGACAAUGAUCUGAAAAACUCCAAGCUGGAGAUCUCGGAGCUGACCCGGCUGAUCCACAGACUGCAGGCUGACCUUGAAAAUGUGAAAAAACAGUGCGCCAAACUGCAGUCGGCUGUUGCCGAGACAGAGGAACGUGGGGAGCUUACCCUGAAGGACGCUAGAGAAAAGCUGGUUGAAUUGGAAAUGGCCCUGCAGAAAGCUAAGGAGGAGACGGCUCGUUUGCUGCGUGAUUACCAGGAGCUCUUGAAUAUCAAGCUGGCCCUGGAUAUUGAGAUUGCCACGUACAAGACGUUGCUGGAGGGAGAAGAAUGCAGGAUGUCUGGAGAGUGUGCCAGUGCUGUGAACAUCUCAGUAGUCAGCAGCAGCUCUGGAGGCGGGAGUGGGAUAAGCUGGGGAGGAGGAGGAGGCGGGCUCAGUGUCGGAGGAGGCGGCUCCAGCUCUGGAAGCGGAAGAGGCAUUGGAGGAUACAGCUAUGGAGGCAGGGGAGGGAGUUCCUGUGUGAAAAUCAUAUCGACGACCUCUUCAAGCAAAAGAACCACCAGAUGCUAA
This is a messenger RNA of Terrapene triunguis (Three-toed box turtle), 1593 nucleotides long. Its product is annotated as keratin, type II cytoskeletal 5-like. Gene Ontology annotation, molecular function: structural constituent of skin epidermis. The record is from RefSeq and is a predicted model, not a curated record. The transcript has 9 exons. Lineage: Eukaryota; Metazoa; Chordata; Testudines; Emydidae. The coding region runs from base 1 to 1593 and encodes 530 amino acids. Gene Ontology annotation, biological process: intermediate filament organization; keratinization. Gene Ontology annotation, cellular component: keratin filament.